Messenger RNA from Striga asiatica, 2175 nucleotides. Lineage: Eukaryota; Viridiplantae; Streptophyta; Magnoliopsida; Lamiales; Orobanchaceae. The record is from the annotation of a GenBank genome assembly.
UUUCAAUUCUUUUAUUUUUUUCAAAACUUGUACUUUAUGUUAUUUUGGCCCCAAUUCAUUUGUCCUUAGCAAAAGGAACAAGCCCUAGACGGUUAAACUGAAAAUCAGAAUCGAUUGUUUAAGAUAAUAAGCAAUCAAAUCCACCUAAUUGAGGCGGAUUUGUUUAUGUAAUUCACCUUAAUUAUCGAUAAAGGCUUUUGAAUAUUUGCUCGAGUGAUUGUGUAUUAUAAUAUUAUGAGAUUCAAAAUAGGGGAUAAAGUGGAGGUUUUGAACAAUAAGGAGUGGCCAAUUUCAUGGCGUGCCGGGAAGGUUUUAUCUAUCAGCGGCCAUAAACAUCUCGUACAGUAUGAUUCGAAUCCCGAUUCGCCUAGGAGCCAAAUUAUGGAGAUGGUUUCAAGUAAGUUUAUGAGGCCACAACCUCCUUUAGUUGAAGGUGCCGAAAGCUAUGCUGCUGGUGAUAUUGUGGAGGUGUUUUAUCAAGAUUCUUGGAAGCUUGGUGUUGUUUUGGAUACUUUGGGAUGUCAAAGUGAAAUUAAAAGAAAUAGGAAAAUUCGGCAAAUGCAGUUUCUAGUUAGGAUAUUUGGGUGCUCACGGGAUUUAGCUAUUGACAGCUCGGAUAUCAGGACAAGACAAACCUGGCUUGGUGAGAAGUGGAUUCUGAUGGGAAAGGGUUCUCAAUUAGGGGACAACAUCAUAACUAGCCGACCACUGACAUCAUCAAACUACUUCCGAAGCAAUCGACUGAAAAGGCAUCUGUCGACUGUCCAAGGCAACACUUCCUUGCUUUUCGAAGCACAAAACGGGCCCCCGCAAAAAUUUAAAAAGAUCGAGAAAGAAGGCCAAAAGUAUCAAGCAAACGUAAUAUCAAACGAAUUUACUGAAAGACGAAAAAACCAUGUGCUCGGCUUUUCCUCGUUCAAAGGCUCUGAUUUGAAUACUUCAGACAUCGAUGCUUGUUCGGUUGGGAGUUGUAGUAUCGUCUCAAACAGUUUCAAAAACUCGUACAGUCAUUUUCUAUCUACAAAUGGCCAAGAAGCAGAGACGCUUAUUAGUGAUGCUGAGUCUUUUUAUGGGUCAGGCUCGGGGAGAAAAAUCUUUCUCUCUCAUCCUCCAGACGAGGAUUUUGAGGUUAGUGUAAGAGAGUUAGAGUUGCAUGCUUAUCGUAGCACGUUGAGAGCUUUGCAUGCUUCUGGUCCCUUGAGUUGGGAACAGGAGGCCAUGUUGACAAAUCUUCGUAUUAUGCUCCGUAUUUCGAAUGACGAGCAUUUGAAUGAGCUGAAGCACCUAAUUUCCACUGAUAUGGCUGUUAGUGUUAGAUAAGAGUGAAAAUAAGCAUUAUCAUGACAGAAUUGGGAUAACUGUGUAACUUUUUGUAUCUUAUCUGUGCAGACUGUUUGUAUCUUUUAACUAAGGAUACAUGUUGAAUUCUUGUUCAUUAACAGAAUGCAGGAAAAUUUUCUUCUACUGUUUGUUUUUUAGCUUUUAGUGCUUUUUAUAAGCAUUGAUCACCAUUCUAUUAAACUUUUGGCAGCACUUGUGUUAACUGUUUUGAGGAUGUUUGUGGACAUACUUUGAUUCUGCACUUGAUCUUUCUGGCCUAUGCAAUUUAAGGCAAUGAAUCAUGUGCUUCCAAUAGUUAAAACGAAAGAUGAUGCCAGGCCAGGUUUGGUGCCUUGUCGUCCCUUGAACUCGCAAUGUUUUCUGAUUUGAGUUGUUAAACAAGUGAUAAAAGUUCGGGUGCAAAUACUUCAAAUUCUCAAUUGUUUCGUGUUUUCUAUAGUUCUCAAACAAGUAAUAAAUGUUCGUGUUCAAAUACUUGGAAUUUUCAACUCUUACGUGUGCACUUGAGCUGUUUAACCCAGGUGACAAAAAGUUCGGGUUCAAAAUCUUCAAAUUCAAUACUCGUGUGUUCUUGAGUUGUUAAACAUGAUGUGCUCUCGCACCUCGAACCGGCUCUCCACUGAUCCUCGACCGCCUGCUCUCCGGAGACCUGCAAAGACGUCGGGAGGUGUUACCAACGUUAAACCUCUGACGCAAGUCAGUAAAGGAUAGAGGAAAGUUGAUCUCGGCUUAAUGAGCUCUCCGCACCUCCCAGCCCUGCUACUACUAAGGAGUGCUACUACUGUCUCAACCUCUCUCCAACCCUGGGUUUUGUGACUAGGCCGAGCUACUACU